Messenger RNA from Pseudopodoces humilis (Tibetan ground-tit), 1504 nucleotides. The record is from RefSeq and is a predicted model, not a curated record. Lineage: Eukaryota; Metazoa; Chordata; Aves; Passeriformes; Paridae.
ACUGCCGGUCCCCCCAUUUCGCCGCCGCUUUUCUGGGAGCAGCAGCGACCGUUCCCGAUUUCCCGGGAAUUCCUGGAGCCAUGGAUGGAUCCACGAGCCUCCCCCGCCUGUUGCUGCUGGUUCUGACCCUGCCCGGAAUUUGGGGGGUCGAAGUGCGCCACACCAUCACCCAGACGGAAUUCUACCAAAAAUCCCUGGAUUUAGCGAUCGACAGCUCCGAGUUCAUGUUCGACUUCGACGGCGACGAGAUUUUCCACGUGGAAAACGAGGAGACCGUUUGGAGGCUCCCGGAAUUCCAGGAAUUCACCAGUUUCGAGGCUCAGGGAGCGCUCCAGAACAUCGCCAUCGACAAACAGAAUCUGGAAAAUUCCAUGGCCGCUUCCAACAAUUCCCGGAUUCCCAGCGUUCCUCCGGAAGUGGCGCUCUUCCCGAAACACGCCGUGGAACUGGGCGAUCCCAACAUCCUCAUCUGCUGCGUCUCCAAGUUCUGGCCGCCGGUGUUGCGGCUCCGUUGGCUCCGGAACGGGAUCCCGGAAUUCCAAGGGGUGUUGGACACGCCCUUUUAUCCGGAUCGGGAUAACACCUUCCGGAAAUUCUCCUACCUGCCCUUCAUCCCCCAGCCUGGGGAUUAUUACGACUGCCAGGUGGAGCACGAGGGGUUGGCCGAGGCCAGCGUGGCGCACUGGGAGCCCCAGAUCCCGGCGCCGGCGUCCGAGGCCACGGAGACGGCGAUCUGCGCCCUGGGCUUGGCCGUCGGCAUCGUCGGCAUCGCCGCCGGCACCGUCCUCAUCAUCCGCGGGAUGAAGCUCAGCCACGCCCGCGUCGAGCGCGGAACGCUCUGAAUUCCCGGGAAACGGCCCCGGAUCCUGCCCUGAAUUCCCGGAAUUGUUCCCAGAUCCUGCCCUGAAUUCCUGGAAUUGUUCCCAGAUCCUGCCCUGAAUUCCUGGAAUUGUUCCCAGAUCCUGCCCUGAAUUCCUGGAAUUGCUCCCAGAUCCUGGGAAUUGCUCCCAGAUCCUGCCCUGAAUUCCUGGAAUUGUUCCCAGAUCCUGGGAAUUGUUCCCAGAUCCUGCCCUGAAUUCCUGGAAUUGUUCCCAGAUCCUGGGAAUUGUUCCCAGAUCCUGCCCUGAAUUCCUGGAAUUGUUCCCAGAUCCUGGGAAUUGUUCCCAGAUCCUGCCCUGAAUUCCUGGAAUUGUUCCCAGAUCCUGGGAAUUGUUCCCAGAUCCUGCCCUGAAUUCCUGGAAUUGAUCCCAGAUCCUGCUCUGAAUUCCCGGGAAUCGCCCCCAAAUCCUGCCGUGAAUUCCUGGGAAUUGCUCCCAGAUCCUGCCCCAGAUCCAGCCCCAAAUCCUGGGAAAUGUCCCCAGAUCCAGCGCCAAAUCCCAGGAAUUGCUCCCAGAUCCUGCCCUGAAUUCCUGGAAUUGCUCCCAGAUCCUGCCCCAAAUCCUGCCCCAAAUCCUGGGAAUUGCCCCCAAAUCCUGGGAAUUACCCCCAAAUCCAACCCCAAAUC